AUGUCAUACUCCCAGUACGUCAACAAAGAGAUCGAGACGCAGAGCGCUCACAGAAAGGAUAAUGCGAUACCGGUGGAAUUUGAAAAACGAAAUGAAUUCUUCAUUGACGCCAAAUCACGUAAAUAUGAUCAACAAUACUUUUCAAUGUACCAGUAUCGCUACAAUAGAUUACACCAACGAGCUUUGUCAAAUGCGAUGAAGAAAUGGGGCGAUGGAACCAGGAAAGUUGACGGACAGGCGAUUGUGAAACAAGAAAAGAUUUUGGAUAUAGAAGGUGGUAAACUCUGUUGGGUUAUUGGAACUGUGUUUGUUGAUGCCAAGUAUAAACUAAAUAUAUUGAAUGAUGUCGAAAAGGGGACAGAUGAUGUUUUGCCAUUAGAACCAGUUUCAUAUUUGGAUAACAAUGAGCAGCCGAUAGUUAUGUUGGAGGAUGAAUCAGGUAGGGCUAUUUUGCACAACGAAGAGUUUUUACAGAAUAAUUUAUUGGUGACAGGGUGUAUUGUUGGUGUUUUGGGGAUUGAAAUACAAGCUGGUAUAUUUGAGAUUAUGGAUGUUGUUUAUCCGGAAUGUGCGCCGCAAAAACCACUUAAAGAUAGUGCAAGGUCGGGUAAAAUUGCAAUAGUGUCUGGCUUGAAUAUAGGUUUGGAAGGACAUUACGACCUCAAGCUUGAGCUUCUCAAACAGUACUUGAUUGGUGAGCUUGGUGGUGACGAGGACAAGCAAUUCAAUAGUAAUAUAUCCCAGCUAAUCAUUGCUGGUGAUUCUGUCGAACCAUUACAGACGAUCGAUGAAGAAGAGGAUUUGAAGAAUUACAUCACUACAAACAACUAUGGAUCAAAGAAUAUCUCCAAAUACAACAAUGAGUCCUUGACGCAGCUAGACCAAUUUAUAAGUGAGCUAAUUACAUCAAUGUCCAUUACAGUGAUGCCAGGAGACCAUGAUCCAGCAGAAAUAUGUCUUCCUCAACAACCGUUGCAUAAAUCGCUUUUCAAAUCCAACCAGUCCGUGCUUGGAAGUGAGAGAUUAAGCCGAUUGACAAACCCCACUUGGCUUGAUGUCAAUGGAUUGAGGAUGUUGGGAACUAGUGGUCAAAAUGUUAAUGACGUAAAGAAAUACGUGGCACGACAGUCAGAUUCAGAUUCAAUGAAAAUUAUACGUGCUAGUAUGAAAUGGCAAAAUUUCGUGCCUACAGCUCCAGACACACUAUACUGUUACCCAUUUGAUAACUGCGACCCAUUUGUUUUGGAUUCAGAACUACCUCAUGUAUACUUUGUUGGCAAUCAAGACAAGUUUGAAACUGAUGUUUACAAAUGUCCUGAUUCCGGCGCUCAAGUGCGGUUGAUCAGUGUACCACAAUUUGGGUCUACUGGUGAAGUUGUGAUCCUAGAUUUGAGUACAUUAGAGACAGAGGUAGUAAUGAUAGAAAUAUAG
This is a messenger RNA of Lodderomyces theae, 1431 nucleotides long. RefSeq names its product DNA-directed DNA polymerase delta subunit (gene HYS2). NCBI's taxonomy places the organism in Eukaryota, Fungi, Ascomycota, Pichiomycetes, Serinales, Debaryomycetaceae. Gene Ontology annotation, molecular function: DNA binding. Gene Ontology annotation, cellular component: delta DNA polymerase complex. The transcript has a single exon. The record is from RefSeq and is a predicted model, not a curated record. Gene Ontology annotation, biological process: DNA replication; DNA strand elongation involved in DNA replication. The coding region runs from base 1 to 1431 and encodes 476 amino acids.